Molecule: messenger RNA, 2014 nt
Organism: Amphimedon queenslandica
Lineage: Eukaryota; Metazoa; Porifera; Demospongiae; Haplosclerida; Niphatidae
Exons: 4
Coding region: 1-1908 (635 amino acids)
Biological process (GO): lipoprotein metabolic process; lipid transport; proteolysis
Cellular component (GO): extracellular region
Molecular function (GO): cysteine-type endopeptidase activity; lipid binding
Source: RefSeq, a predicted model, not a curated record
AUGGCUACCCAAAACAAAGAAAGGCGUUAUCCAAUGGAUGCCAACCCAAUAGGACACUGUCUCAUCAUCAACAAUGUUGAGUUCACUGGUGGUAAUCUAGCUGAGAGGGUUGGGAGUGACCAAGAUGCCACUAAACUAGAAGAACUGUUUGGCAAUUUUCUUAAUUUUACGGUAGAAUUGAAGAGGAACGUUACAAGAGAACAGUUUGAAACGACACUACAACACUAUCAAGAGAAGGAUCACUCGGAGUUUUGUACUUUCUUUGUCAUUAUUCUGAGUCAUGGAGAUGAAGGAAACAUUGUUUAUGCAUCCGAUGGCCAAUCAAUCAAACUUGACGACAUUUUUAAACACUUUUCUGCUGGAAACUGUCCCUCACUUGGUGGGAAACCGAAAGUUUUCAUUGUUCAAGCAUGUCGUGGGGAUCAACAUAAUAAUCUGACAUCGCCCGACAGACAAGAUGGCACCUAUCAUGUGAGUCAAGACCCCAAGAUUCCUCAAGGAUAUUGCAUCAUAAUCAACAACAACACUCAGAAGUACAAUGAUGAAAACAUUAAAAAAAUGAGAGAAGUAUUUUCAGAUCAGCUUGGAUUUCAUGUACAAGUAUACAGUUCUCUAACUCGCAAAGGAAUAAAGCACCUUCUGAAGACAGUAGCCACAGUUGAUCACUCUGAGCAAUACUGUUUUGUACUUAUUGUUCUUAGCAAGGGAGAAAGGGAGAAGGUGAUCUAUGGAAGUGAUGGAAAGAAGCUGGGAGUGAAUGAUCUAGUGAUGCUGUUCUCUCGCAAUGCUUGUUCUUCAUUAGAGGAGAAGCCUAAGCUGUUCUUUACUGAGACACAGUUGAAUGAACCAAAUGAUGUGCAACCAGAAUUCACUGAUGUUCCUCACACUUUCAUUGCUAGCUACUUUGGGAGUUUUCCAGUUGAAAGAAAACCCAUACUUACGUUGAUUACGAGUUUGAGUAUUCAAUUUACUAUUCAAGAAUCAUUGGCUGCAUUUGCUAGUGCUAAUGAUCCUACAUUUACCAUGAAAGACGUUUUGGCAAAUCCACUGCAUUUCUGGGAUCUUACACCUAGAGAUACUGAUAAAGAGAAGCAAUGUGAUGCUAAAUUGAGAUUAGCUCUCAGUGUUCUAUCUAAACUGAGAAAAGCAACUGUCGAAAAGCUGGAAAAGGACCAACAGAAAAUCUUUUCUAUAUGUCAAAAUGUCCGUCAGUCAAGAAUUGCUGGAUCUAUUACAUCAUUGGUAGGAGGGGGCUUAGCAGUAAUUGGUAUUGGAUUGAUACCAGUCACUUUUGGAGGUUCAAUAGCAUUAUCUGUUAUAGGAGCUGGUGUAGGAGUAGCUGGUGGGGCAGUUACAAUAGCUUCUACUGUAACUGACAAAAGGGUUUCUGAGCUUAAACUCAAACAAGCCAAAGCUAUACUAAAUGUUGACAUACAGCUAACAGAGCAAGUGAACGAAAUUCUCUUGCAAAGAUUUGUUGACAAAGCAAUAAGAGAUAAUCCUGCUACUAGUAGAGAAGAAGCUGUUGCUGUUGUACUUCAAGGUCGCCAGUUACUGAGAACUAUCGCUGUUACUGCUAAUGCUGUAACUAGUGGAGUACAAGUAGCUCGAUCAGCAAUUCAUGGUGGUGCAUUUGCAUUAAGAGUGACUGGAGCAGCAGCAAGAGGUGUCGCUAUAGUAGGAGGAGUAGUUACUGUCCUCACUGUGCCAUUAGAUCUCGGUGAAUUGAUAUAUAAUUCCGUCAAGCUGUACAAUAGAUCAGAAACUAAGGCUACAACGUGGUUUGAUGGGCAAAUAAUUUUUUUAAACGACACACAAAAAAAAAUAGAAAAUAUGGCCAAUGACAUAGAUGAACAUUCAGCACUAGAAGAGAGAUGCAUUUCACUAGAAGGAGAUCACGAAGUAUAACAUUAUGCACAUAAUGUUAGAAGUAUUAUAUAUACAGUAUUUAGUAGUUUUUGUAGAAGCAUGUAUAUUAGUAUGUUUUAUGGUAAGUUUUAGAUCUAGACUUGUG